Messenger RNA from Stegastes partitus (bicolor damselfish), 746 nucleotides. RefSeq names its product leucine-rich repeat-containing protein C10orf11 homolog. The record is from RefSeq and is a predicted model, not a curated record. The transcript is spliced from 4 exons. Gene Ontology annotation, molecular function: protein binding. Lineage: Eukaryota; Metazoa; Chordata; Actinopteri; Pomacentridae. Bases 265 to 741 code for a protein of 158 amino acids.
UCAUGUGAUCUUACAGCGGGGUAUGAAAGAAAGCCUUUUACAUGCGCUGGAAGCAGUCCUCAGAGGUUGGCAUGCGGUAAAAAGACACACCAGAUUCCUCUUCAGCUCGGUGAGUCUUGCUUGAACUGAACAGAUACGCGUGGAUGUGAUGUAUCCAGGCUUGUGUUAGAGGCUUCACAAAGUCUGAUCAUGGCAUAAUCAUCUGACUUCUCAUCGGGACAAGUGGAGGGGAACAGAAGAGGUUACAGUUCUGCGGUUUUGGUCAUGGAUCAUCAAACCUCCGGGCAGCUUAAUCAACCGAGCCACGCCUCGAGUUUUCAGUGGCUCUCUUUUGCCUACCAGGGCCUCACAGAAAUCCCUUAUGAAACCAUACUAACGCAGACAGACUCGCUGGAGGUGCUGGACCUGAGCUACAAUCUGCUGGAUGACCUCAGCAGCUCUACUUCAGCGUGUUCUCCUUCAUUCAGUUCUUAUUGGAACCCGGCUCUGUUGGGGCGGCUGGAGAAGCUCAGCACUCUGAUCCUGGACUGCAACAACUACACGUCUCACGUCAAGUUUCCCUACAUGCCGAGCGUCACCACGCUGUGCAUCAACAAGAACAAGAUCAACAACCUGCCUGUGUUUACGGAGGAGGUCAGGCGAAAGUUCCCCGGCAUCAAGAUCCUUAGUAUGAUGAACAACGAGGCAGCACCGAGCUAUUUCAACGGAGGAAGUCUGACCCAGUAUAUAGACUACAGGUGAGCAUU